AGUGAGUGAUGUCAUUCUGGUAUAUCCAGAAAGGGAGGGGAAGGAGAGAAGGAGGGAGAGAGAGAGAAAAAGGAAGCUCUCCGAUAAGUUUUUGUGUGUAUUUCUCCAAAGUUACACAAACUUUCACAAAGCAAAGGUGUGAUUGGAGGACGUGAGGGGAUCGACAUGCUGAAGACGGAGCUCUGAGGGGGAGGACGGACACCAGUUUGUCAGCAGUUGUGCACAGCUGAUGACAACAUCAGAUAAUAACACUUUCUAAGGCCUUGGGCCUCGAGUGACUAUAGAGAGAUCCUGGACAGAGAAUAAGAGACACAAUGUCCUCGGACCUGGACUCCAGUCUCACCAGUAUUGACUGGCUGCCUCAGCUGGGAAUCAGCAGCCUGCGCUCGGGGAGAGAAAGGAGAGGAGGAGGAGGAGGAGGAGGAGGAGGAGGAGCAGGGGAGAGGGACAGGAAGAGAGAUGGUGGAAGGGAGAGGGUGGACUUUAUACCCCCGGUGCCCGACCCCUCCCCUUCUAACUCCAAAGGGAAACCCCCCCACAGCUACGCCACUCUCAUCGCCAUGGCAAUAGCAGCUGCACCUCAGAGGAUGUUGAGUCUGAAUGACAUCUACACCUGGAUCAGUGACACGUUCCCCUACUACAGCCGAGCAGGCCGGGGAUGGAAAAACUCCAUCAGGCACAAUCUGUCCCUCAAUAAGUGCUUCAGGAAGGUUCCUCGGCCACAGAGUGACCCCGGCAAGGGUUCCUAUUGGACGAUGGAUGGGCCUGCAGAGGUGAAUCAAGCCAGGGCACCUAAACGUCCCUACCCAGAGGAGGAGGAGGACAAGCAGGACGUGACACACGCAGAGAGAGGACCCUCUCCUCAUCAACCACAACCAGCCUCCCACACAGAGACACUGGGAGCCACCCAGUCCCCCCAGUCUGCCUCCCUCUCUCCUCCCCCAUGCAAGCAACCGUCACCCUACAUCCCCAGCCCCGUGUCCUCACUCCCUGUCCCUCAUCCAUCUGUGUCUCUUCCAGCCGGGCACCCGCCUGUCAUUCCCAUGUCCUCCAUCAACUCUUUCCCAUCUCCCCUUCCACCCGGCCCCACUUUUUCCACUGUAGCCAACCUGUCCACAGCUCCUCCAGCGGUCCCCUCUUUCUCUGAUGCUGCUCUGUCCUAUGCUGCUAACUCGGGUCCCGUGUCUGCUUCCACUUUCUCCUGCACCCCCGUCUCAGUGCCUGCAUCCAUCUGCACUGCGUCGGGACCGGCUCACUCUUCUGUAUCUGUCGUGCCUUCGUCCGUUCCUGUCGUCUCGUUAAACUGUUCCACUGAUCCGCCGCUCCGGUUCACUUUCGACGAGCUGAAUUUGCCAGACUUGUAUGCAUCUUUCAAGUCUCUAGUCAAGACCAUGCGGGAGAGGGGAGGCUCACAGUCGGAUGUUGCCCCCCUGGCCUUUCAGAGCAACGACAUUACUCCACUUCACACUCCAACUCUGCUACCAAUGUCUCCUCACCCUCCACAACUUGCACCACCUCCAGCAGCCGCCCCACCACUAGCGGCUGCCCACCCUCCUGUUUCACAGCACACGGUGCCACCCGACUGGUUCAGUAACCCAGAUUCUCUGAAGGAGAGCUUCCGCAUUGCCAGCAAUCUGGACUGGGCCAACAUAGACCUCUCUGGUCACCCAGACCUGCUGGAGAGCAUGCGGCAGGCAGAGCUCUGCGACUGGGCCCUGGACCCGGCGCUCUUCACCUCCCUCUGCGACUCUCUGAACCGCUUCUUUGCUCAGAAAGGCAUGAUCACCUCCGGGAAUAACUCCCCACUGGCCCUCGGCGCACCUCACUCCUUACAGGUCCCACCGUUCCCCACCAAUCCUCCUCCUACCCUCGCCAGCCUCACCCACCCAUCGCCUCUCCCCUACUCUCCGAUGGUUCCCCCCAUCAGUGGGGCACAGCCGCCCCGGAGGGCUCUGCACAUGCAGGGGCAGGCAUUGCAACGACCACAGCUAACACAGCCUGCGAAUGCGACCGCCGGGAUGCAGCCACGACAGCGUCCUCCAUUAAAGAGUCUGCACAGCAACAGUGAGGAGAUCCAGGAUGACUUUGACUGGGACUCUCUGCUGGUUUGACCCUCACCGCCUGUGUGGAGAAACGAUUCUCACUAGAACUUUUCAGAGAAACAAGCGUGGCUCUUCUUCACGAGACUCUACGCUGAAGCUGCCUCGCUGUUGAGCAUUAUCAAGCUCUCCCGAGAGCAAGUUUGGGAUCAAGUUUUUCACAGAUGACUGAAUGCUGUAUUUCAAGGUCGAAAAAGUUGUAUUUUUAUCAUCUUACUCAAAUUCAUAUGCUGUAAUGACUUUUGUUCACUUUAUCAUCUGCAUGCAAUUGGCAGGGUGGUGUUGUUGGAUAGGAGAUUUUUAAACCAAAGAAAAUAAAGUGUAAAUUUACUCUCGUCACAUUAUCGAGUAUAUAUAAAAACAAAAAAACUACAGAGCAAGCAUGAAACAAGUCAAACACACAUCCUGUGUUUUUGUUUUAUUUCAUAAAUUCCUUUUGAUUUUUUUUCCAUUUUACUUUUCAAAUGUGAAUGUUCACAGUCAUCACCACACAAAAUUCAACCUUACCCGAUAAAAGAGAUAUUUUUUCUUGUUGAUAUAAAAUAACAAAUUCAUCAAACUAAAUUAAAAGAACAGCAUGGAGCAUGUCAUCAAGUCCCUGUUGUUUUUUUUUUCAUCUCCUUUCAUUCAUUGAAAUAAUUGUCUUUUUUUUCUUUAAGAAGCAUCGUGUGUCUCUCCCUCGAAGGAAAGAGGGAUGAAACACAAGGACAGUGGUGCUUGGGGACACCUGUGCACCAGAGAUCCCGUAUGAAAUGUGAUUGGGAAAAAAAACAAAAAACAAACGCUUCUGAUUAACUAAAAAAAAAAAGAGGUGAAAGGUGAAAUAAGAUUGGCAGAGAAAUGUGUGACCCUUAUAAUACCUCAUUUGACAUCCCCAUUACAUAGUAUUAAUACAAGUGACAAUUUUUUAAAAACAAAAAUAAUGUACGUCAUCUCUUCCUUUCUGAGUCACUGAAAUUAGAUCGGACACAGGAAAAAUGGAGACAGAUAUUGAUACACAUACACAGAAACAGGCAUUUGCACUAUUGCAUACUCACAAAUGAGCAGUCUCGUUCACACAUCGCUGCAGACACACACACACGCACACACACAUUCAACAAACAUCCCGUCAUAUUUUCCCCAUCAGACCACAGAUGUCAGAACUCUCUUUAGUUUUCUACAAUAAAUCAGGAUGAAAAAAAAAUAAGCAUUUGAUUUAAAUGGCAUCAUCUUGUGAUUUUUUUCCUUGUUUAUUUGUUCCCAAGAAAUUGGAAAAAAAUAAAUUACAUUUAACAUUAAAUUAAAUUAAAAGUGAAAGAGUUGAAACAAUUUGACCACAUUGUGCCUGAAAUGUAAAUGCAGGUUUUUCAGUCCGUCUGGAGUUAGUUUUUGGAAGGAAAAAAAAAAAAAAAAUCAUCCUUCAUGCACUGGUUUGAUUUCAGUGAUUCAGUGUUUGUCUUCAUUCUAGAGGGAGAAAAGAGGAAGAGGCAGGUACAACAGUUUCUCUGUUCAGUUUGUUAGUGGCUAUGUCCCCUCUCCCUCCAUCUCUCUCUCUCAGUGCAGUAUUAUUAGAACAGAGUCGAGUGACACUACUGUAAAGCCUCCUGCUCUCACAGACUUACCUUCAUCUCAAGACAGGACUGAAAAAAAACACAACAUGAACGAUACAGAACAGAACAGGAUUAAAACAAAAAUAAAUAGAUCUCUAUUUCCCACCCGCAAACGACCCAUACUGAAAUGAAAGGAACUAAAUGUGGAAAAUUAUUCUGCAAUGAAAUAAUGCUUUUGAAAAAAAAAAAAAAAAA
Acanthopagrus latus (yellowfin seabream) is the source of this 3883-nucleotide messenger RNA. RefSeq names its product forkhead box J2 (gene foxj2). Gene Ontology annotation, cellular component: nucleus. The record is from RefSeq and is a predicted model, not a curated record. Gene Ontology annotation, molecular function: DNA-binding transcription factor activity, RNA polymerase II-specific; RNA polymerase II cis-regulatory region sequence-specific DNA binding. Gene Ontology annotation, biological process: regulation of transcription by RNA polymerase II. The coding region runs from base 315 to 2111 and encodes 598 amino acids. NCBI's taxonomy places the organism in Eukaryota, Metazoa, Chordata, Actinopteri, Spariformes, Sparidae. The transcript is spliced from 10 exons.